Ananas comosus (pineapple) is the source of this 766-nucleotide messenger RNA. RefSeq names its product phosphatidylglycerol/phosphatidylinositol transfer protein-like. Gene Ontology annotation, biological process: intracellular sterol transport. Bases 74 to 529 code for a protein of 151 amino acids. Gene Ontology annotation, molecular function: sterol binding. The record is from RefSeq and is a predicted model, not a curated record. The transcript has 4 exons. NCBI's taxonomy places the organism in Eukaryota, Viridiplantae, Streptophyta, Magnoliopsida, Poales, Bromeliaceae.
AUAUCUUUUAAUCGUAUUUCCCAUUUUCCUCUUCUACUCCUUCCACGGAUCGGAAAAGGAAUCGAGUCCAAAAAUGGCGAACCGCUUCGCUUCUCUUCUCCUCGCUCUCUUCGUCCUCUCCCCGGCGAUCGCCCUCGCCACCUCUGUCGAGAAAUGCAAUAGAGGAGCUAAUUAUCCGGUUAAGGUUAGCGGCGUAGAGAUCUCUCCUGAUCCAGUUGCUCGGGGUGAGCCAGCAACGUUCACCAUCUCUGCAUCGACUGAAAAUGCCAUCUCUGAAGGGAAACUUGUGAUUGACGUCAAGUACUUCUUCCUUCAUGUCCACCAGGAAACUAAGGAUCUUUGUGAGGAAACAUCUUGCCCCAUCUCAAGUGGUGAUUUUUCGUUAGCACACCAGCAGACACUGCCAUCUAUUACUCCUCCGGGUUCAUACACGAUUACCAUGAAGAUGGUGGGAGGUGGUGGGGAGGAACUGACCUGCAUUACCUUCGGCUUUAGCAUUGGGUUUAUCGCGCCUGUUGCUGAUGCUUAAGACACGUGUCGGGAUACUUUCACAGAGUAUGUUGUAUGGUGAUUACACUUUCAGCCCUUGGUCCCGUCUCUACUUUCACAGAGUAUGUUGUAUGGUGAUUAUUACACUUUCUGCUCUUGUUCUUGUCUCAAACAGUUACGCUUUUGAACUUCCUAUAGUUUCCUGCAUGUCCAAUGUGCAUUGUACCAACUAUAUUGAAUUACAAAACUAAAGUGCUUUAGCUGUAAUUAGCUGUAA